Molecule: messenger RNA, 2914 nt
Organism: Colossoma macropomum (tambaqui)
Lineage: Eukaryota; Metazoa; Chordata; Actinopteri; Characiformes; Serrasalmidae
Gene: mcm10
Product: minichromosome maintenance 10 replication initiation factor
Exons: 18
Coding region: 104-2821 (905 amino acids)
Biological process (GO): DNA replication; DNA replication initiation
Cellular component (GO): nucleus; replication fork protection complex
Molecular function (GO): single-stranded DNA binding; DNA replication origin binding
Source: RefSeq, a predicted model, not a curated record
UGCUGGAUCAUUUACUGCUGGGCAGGGGUUAUAAGGUUUACAUGGACAAUUUCUACACUAGCCCCGGCCUUUUCACUGCUCUGCUACAGGAGAACACCCUUGCAUGCGGCACCUUCCGUACCAAUUGGCAAGGCUUCCCACAAACAACAAGGAACGAUCUUCCAAAGAGAGCGAAGAGAGGAACCAUCCGCUGGUGCAGACGUGGGAAGCUACUGUUUGUGAAGUGGAUGGACACAAGAGAGCCGAGGACGAAAACCUGGACAUGCUGCUCUCUCUUUUUGAAGAGAGUCAGGGUCAGAAUCCAGAGACCUCUGCUGCUAGAGAAGGGGAGGACAAUUUGGAUGAUCUGUUUGAUGACGACUGUGAUGAAGGCGAAGGUUAUGCUGAGCCAGAGGAGGAAGAGGAAAAAGACAUAGAGUCAGCAAGCUCGAGCCCAGGAGGGAAAAGUGAACUGAAUAAAUCUAAAGAGGACCUGGAGGAGGAGCUGAAAAGCAUGCGAGAGAAGAUGCAAAAGCUACAGCAGCAGCUGGAGGCGUCUCAAAAAGGUGUGGUCUCCCAGCCCAUGCAUAACCCCUCAUCACAGAGACCAAGUACCAAACCUUUACCAGCAACACAGCGUUCCACCAAGCAUCUGACGUCCCCCCAGCAGUGCGGCAAACCUGUCCUACAAACAAACCCCAGCAUCCGGUCAUCUCCAACAGCCCAGAAAGCAACAUUGUCUCCACCUGUAGAAGCAAAUUGCAAACAGAGGACUGCACUGCCAACCAAAGCUGCCUCCUCUGAAAAGCAGAGUCUGCUGGGACAUAAUGUGAGCGACAGAUUGUCGCAGCCAGCAAGGACUAACGCUAAAAUCAGUGACACAAUGAAGUCGCCCCCAUCAAGUAGAAGUGCUGGUGUAACUCCUCCCAUUGCAAGACAAGCCACACCCAGACCCUCUGUCACUCAGGACGUUACUGUGGAGAAAUUCUCAGGUCUCCGGCUUAGGAGACCUCGUCUGUCUUCUGUAGAAAUCGAACACAAAAUGGCUAACCGCAAAAUGAUCAGGCUCUCACAGUUGCCUGACCGACUGGCCAGGGACAAUCUAGAAGACAGUGACUGGGUCACCUUUGCUGUGGUGAUAAGUAAAAUCACCCCACAAAGCAAGAACAAUGGCAAAACCUUCAGUAUCUGGAAGCUGAAUGACCUUCGUAACCUUGAGGUAAAUGUGUCACUGUUCCUCUUUGGAACUGUUCACACAGACCUGUGGAAAACGGACACUGGGACAGUGAUUGGCAUACUUAACCCCAACCAAAUGAAGAAUAAAGAUGGAUCUAAUGAGCUCUGCCUCACAGUGGACCAUCCACAGAAGGUUCUAAUGUUGGGGGAAGCCAUGGAUUUUGGUACUUGCCAGGCUAAGAAGAAGAACGGGGAUUCCUGCACCCAGUUAGUCAACUUGUAUGAAUGUCAGUACUGCCAGUACCACGUUAAGGCACAGUACAAAAAGAUGAGCUCAAAGAGAGCAGAGCUUCAGUCCAGCUUCACAGGCUCGGCCCCUGGAAAAAAAAAGGGCCGGGGUGGUUUGAGGGAACGCCUGUGCCAGAGUGACUUCCACUAUGGGGGCAUGUCCUCACUUGCCUGUGCACCGUCAGUGACUGCCCCACAGCCGAAGAAACAGCCCUCAAUUCAAGCAGUUUUGGCUUCUAUCCCCUCCAAGAAGCUUGGACUGAGUUCAGGUGAAGUGUCUGGAUGUUCGGAUGACUUCAAAACCCUAAUGUCCAUGCCUACACCAGGAGCUCUUCAAAUGAAGAGACACUUGGGACAAGCUCAGUCAGCAGAGCCAUCCACAUCAUCAGUCCUGUCCAUCUCUGCUGCCGACCUCCUCAAACAGCAGAAAGAGCUGCACAAGCAAAGGCUGCAGGCCAGACAGAAGAGGGCAGAAGAGAUCCAGAAGAGGGUGCUGCAGAACACAGGGGGUGCAGUUGGUCCAGCUAGACCCUCUAUAAACAGUGGUGCUCUACUCUCUCAGAAAGCAGGGUCAGAGGUUUCAAAGGGUUCCUCUCCACCUGCACGCCGUCUCAGUGCCCCUCCUGUACCCACCCUGGGGAGAGGCUUUAUGGAGGGGGAGGAUAUUUUGCUGGACAUGUCUCCUCCUCCUCCCUCAAAAAGCUUGUCAGCUGCAAAGAUGGCUGCAGUCAGAAAGCUCCAGGCCAAAGGAGUGGCCAUUGUUAAAGAUGACCCUAACUCUGUGAAGCGCAAGCGGCCCAGCAGCAGUGAGAUCACUUCCAGAGUGCAGCGCAGCCUGACCUCUCCUGAAGGUGAGAAGACAACUGCUGAGGAGGAAGAGGAGGAGGAGCCAGCUCAGAAGAAGAGGCGGGAACAGCUAGAAUUUAUCCAGUCAGAGGAGUUUCAGCGCAUUCUCAAUGCAAAGUCCACAAACUCCUGGAUUAUGGGAGAGGUGGAAGCGCAGGCCAUGCAGGACUACUUUGAGCCGCUGGUGCAGAAGGAGAAGCUGGAAGAAAAGAUGAAGAGCAUCAGAGAAAUGAAAUGUCGUGCAGUCACCUGUAAAAAUUGCAAGUACACGCACUUCAAGCCGGCCGAGCGCUGUGUGGAGGAGAAGCACGACUAUCACUGGCAUGAUGCUGUCAAGCGCUUCUUUAAAUGCCCCUGUGGCCAGAGGAAGAUCAGCUUGGCCCGCUUCCCAAGUACAGCCUGCAGCAACUGUGGCCUGUUCAAGUGGGAAAGAGAUGGCAUGUUAAAGGAGAAGAAUGGGCCGAAGAUUGGAGGAGAGCUACUGUUGCCACGUGGUGAAGAGCAGCCCAAAUUCUUCAACAGUAUGAAAUAGAGCCAACAGCCUCCCUCUGCUCCAUCUGCUCUAGGAAACAAAGUAGUGAAGCUGGAAACCUCUCUCAGGCUUAGGCUUUGGCAGAAUGCUGAU